This is a messenger RNA of Macaca mulatta (Rhesus monkey), 1134 nucleotides long. It is a transcript of the gene RABGGTB, whose product is annotated as Rab geranylgeranyltransferase subunit beta. Lineage: Eukaryota; Metazoa; Chordata; Mammalia; Primates; Cercopithecidae. Gene Ontology annotation, cellular component: Rab-protein geranylgeranyltransferase complex. The record is from RefSeq and is marked provisional. Gene Ontology annotation, biological process: protein geranylgeranylation. Gene Ontology annotation, molecular function: Rab geranylgeranyltransferase activity.
CUGACCCUGCUCUCUCUUUUCCCUGUUAGACAUGGGCACUCCACAGAAGGAUGUUAUUAUCAAGUCAGAUGCACCAGACACCCUAUUAUUGGAGAAACAUGCAGAUUAUAUCGCAUCCUAUGGCUCAAAGAAAGAUGAUUAUGAAUACUGUAUGUCUGAGUAUUUAAGAAUGAGUGGCAUCUAUUGGGGUCUGACAGUAAUGGAUCUCAUGGGACAACUUCAUCGCAUGAAUAGAGAAGAGAUUCUGGCAUUUAUUAAGUCUUGCCAACACGAAUGUGGUGGAAUAAGUGCUAGUAUCGGACAUGAUCCUCAUCUUUUAUACACUCUUAGUGCUGUCCAGAUUCUUACACUGUAUGACAGUAUUAAUGUUAUCGACGUAAAUAAAGUUGUGGAAUAUGUUAAAGGUCUACAGAAAGAAGAUGGUUCUUUUGCUGGAGAUAUUUGGGGAGAAAUUGAUACAAGAUUCUCUUUUUGUGCGGUGGCAACUUUGGCUUUGUUGGGGAAGCUUGAUGCUAUUAAUGUGGAAAAGGCAAUUGAAUUUGUUUUAUCCUGUAUGAACUUUGAUGGUGGAUUUGGUUGCAGACCAGGUUCUGAAUCCCAUGCUGGGCAGAUCUAUUGUUGCACAGGAUUUCUGGCUAUUACAAGUCAGUUGCAUCAAGUAAAUUCUGAUUUACUUGGCUGGUGGCUUUGUGAACGACAGUUACCUUCAGGCGGGCUCAAUGGAAGGCCAGAGAAGUUACCAGAUGUAUGCUAUUCAUGGUGGGUCCUGGCUUCCCUAAAGAUAAUUGGAAGACUUCAUUGGAUUGAUAGAGAGAAACUACGUAAUUUCAUUUUAGCAUGUCAAGAUGAAGAAACGGGGGGAUUUGCAGACAGGCCAGGAGAUAUGGUGGAUCCUUUUCAUACCUUAUUUGGAAUUGCUGGAUUGUCACUUUUGGGAGAAGAACAGAUUAAACCUGUUAAUCCUGUCUUUUGCAUGCCUGAAGAAGUGCUUCAGAGAGUGAAUGUUCAGCCUGAGCUAGUGAGCUAGAUUCAUUAAAGUGAAAGCUGCAUAGUAUAGUUUUGCCAUUUUAACAUUUCUGUAUUUGAAGUGCUUAUUAAAUCUAAAAAUGAAUACUGUUAAUAUUUUGUACAUUG